Molecule: messenger RNA, 576 nt
Organism: Schizosaccharomyces octosporus yFS286
Lineage: Eukaryota; Fungi; Ascomycota; Schizosaccharomycetes; Schizosaccharomycetales; Schizosaccharomycetaceae
Product: 60S acidic ribosomal protein Rpp1-1
Exons: 2
Coding region: 79-399 (106 amino acids)
Biological process (GO): translational elongation; cytoplasmic translation
Cellular component (GO): cytosolic large ribosomal subunit; ribosome
Molecular function (GO): ribonucleoprotein complex binding; protein kinase activator activity; structural constituent of ribosome
Source: RefSeq, a predicted model, not a curated record
CACACGAGUCGAAACUAAACACUAGAUCGGAACAAAACGCACGCGUUGCACAUACACAAGAGAACAGCACUGGUCAAAAUGUCUGCCUCUGAACUUGCUACUAGUUAUUCAGCUCUCAUUUUGGCUGACGAGGGUAUUGAAAUUACUUCUGACAAGCUCUUGUCUUUGACCAAGGCUGCCAAUGUCGAAGUUGAACCCAUCUGGGCUUCCAUUUUUGCUAAGGCUCUUGAAGGCAAGGACCUUAAGGAACUUCUCUUGAACAUUGGUUCCGGUGCCGGUGCUGCUCCCGUUGCUGCCGCUGCCCCUGCUGCUGGUGAAGCUCCUGCUGAGGAGAAGAAGGAAGAGGCUAAGGCCGAAGAAGAAUCUGACGAAGACAUGGGUUUCGGUUUGUUCGACUAAACGUUGUGCUUCCCAAUACCAGUCUAGCUUCUUUCUCUAAAAAAAUUCGAUUUGAUUUACCUUCAUCUAUAAUGUAGGGAGAAGAUUUAGUAAGUCCAAUCAUCCUUUUAAAUUGUAGUCUGAGUUAAAGUAGACGACUAAUGAUUCCAUUAAGCUAUUCGAUAUAUUUUGAUUAUA